Anisakis simplex (herring worm) is the source of this 1035-nucleotide messenger RNA. Lineage: Eukaryota; Metazoa; Nematoda; Chromadorea; Rhabditida; Anisakidae. The record is from the annotation of a GenBank genome assembly.
AUGAAGGCAGAUCUAGAAGUGACUUCUGCGAAGUUAUCACACUUGAAUGCAGUACCAUCAUCAAGCAGAAGUAGUCCUAGUCCGAGUUUACUAGCGAACGAACUGAACUCAGAACAGGAUCGUCGUGAUGAUCCUGGACUUUCUGCGAGCAACUUUGAGAAAAUGAUUGUGGAUUCAGAAGCCCAUUUUCAACGGAGAGGCUUUGAUAUGAGACGAUAUGCAAAUGCACUGAUGAUUGAUCAACGAAUCUAUCAGUUCGCAGCUGGUAAAAGACCGAGUUAUCGCAUUGUGUCUUCGCUAAAUUCCUCAUUUUUAAAGCCAACGGCAGAGCAGACAAUACUGUCACCUAGAGUUGUUGUAGAGACAUCUACAAAGGGAGCAGAUACUUCAAAAGAGUCACCUCUGACGAUAUGGUCUAAACUUUCCAACCUCAUGUCCAACAAUCUACCAGCUUGCGCAAAUCCCUCCAAUAUGGAUAGCAUAUCAUUUUUGCUGAGUGCCUAUCAGCAGUUGCACCUUUCGGCCGAUUUAUUCUGGUUCAAAUCACAGCUUGCAUCAUAUUAUCCAAUGAAGCUAUGGAAUUGCAAGGUGAAAUUCCCUUCGCAUUUCUCGAAUGAGCUGAAAGAUUUGUUGAAGAAUUUACUUCAAGUAGAUUUGACGAAGCGAUACGGUAACCUUAAAAACGGUGUUGCUGAUAUUAAGAAUCAUAAAUGGUUCGGCUCGACCGAUUGGAUCGCCAUCUAUCAGAGAAAGGUAACGCCAGCAAGUUUCUCGAAUAAAGAAAAUCAAUCCGGACGACUUUUCGAGGCUUUAUAUCCACGAGUGAAUGGACCUGAGGAUACAAGGCAUUUCGUCGAGGAUAUCAAAGAGGAGGGUGAUCUAAAAUUGUUUGUAAAUUUUGAAAUUCAGAUCGAAGCUCCAUUCCUUCCGAAGUGUCGUGGGCCCGGCGAUGCGUCGAAUUUCGAUGAUUACGAGGAGGAACCGUUACGAAUCUCCGGUACAGAAAAAUGUGCGAAGGAAUUUGCCGAGUUCUAA